Haplochromis burtoni (Burton's mouthbrooder) is the source of this 3940-nucleotide messenger RNA. Its product is annotated as RAS guanyl-releasing protein 2. The record is from RefSeq and is a predicted model, not a curated record. Gene Ontology annotation, cellular component: plasma membrane. NCBI's taxonomy places the organism in Eukaryota, Metazoa, Chordata, Actinopteri, Cichliformes, Cichlidae. Gene Ontology annotation, biological process: positive regulation of GTPase activity; Ras protein signal transduction. The transcript has 17 exons. Gene Ontology annotation, molecular function: calcium ion binding; guanyl-nucleotide exchange factor activity. Bases 539 to 2335 code for a protein of 598 amino acids.
AAGCGAUCAGACGAUGAAAAGCCCCGUGGACAGGUUGUGGCGGUGUUGCAGUCAUACUACCAAUAGGCGGGACUGUGGCUCUGCAGUGUGUUUGUGAGCUGCACAGCUGGAACACUAGAAGACUGGCACGCGUUCCAGCUGCGAGCAGAUAACUGAGCUCGGCUGCCUCCGCUGCACCAACACGCAUCACAUCCACAACGUGCUUCCGAGUGCGCCACUAGAGAACUUGGAGACAGCCGCAUGGCCCGUUCACAGCAGCAGCAUUAACCCCCCGAGGUCGGACCCCAGUUGUUUAUCAUCUGAUGACUUCUUGCGGGCUCCCAUCUUUGCUGACUCUAACACUCGGUCGCCGAACAGACUUUGUGAGUUCGACAGUGUUACGGUGAUGUAACGCUUCCCAUAUCAGAGCUCACUCCACAACUGUUGUCACUCCAGCCUCUCCUCUCAGAGCAUGGGACGCUUCAAACUCUGAAGUGAGAGCCAACAGAUUCAAACCACAGAGAGGUAAACGAGGGGGAAAACUGAGAGGACAGCUACGAUGGAGUCCAUAUUAUCGGAACAGUCUGCCACUGUGGACGAGCUGGUGGAAGCCUGCAUCAAAGCCUUUGAUGAGAAGGGCACUUUGAAGGAUGCAUCCUUGGUCCGCAUGUUCCUCAUGAUGCACCCUUGGUAUAUCCCUUCAGCUGACCUGGCCAAGAAGCUCGUGCUGAAAUCUCAAGAGGAUGGCUGCACCGAUGAGCGCCGAACAAAAAUAUGCCACCUCGUCAAGUACUGGAUUUCUGAGUUUCCCGCAGAGUUCAAUCUGAACCCGGAGCUGGCAGACCAGAUCAAAGACUAUAAAGACCUCUUGACCACUGAGGGCAAUGAGAGGCAGAGUCAGCUCAUUGACUUGGACAGCGUGCCGUCAUAUAAAUGGAAGCGGCAGGUGACCCAGCGUGUCCCAUCUGUGUCCAAAAAGAGGAAAAUGUCCCUGCUGUUUGAUCACCUCGACUCCUGUGAACUGGCUGAACACCUGACCUAUCUGGAAUACAAAUCCUUCUGCAAGAUCCUGUUUCAGGACUACCACAGCUUUGUGAUGCAUGGCUGCACGGUGGAUAACCCCAUCUUAGAGCGCUUCAUCACGCUCUUUAACAGCGUCUCACAAUGGAUCCAGCUUAUGGUGCUCAGCAAGCCCACCGCCCCGCAGAGAGCUGCUGUUAUCUCCCAUUUCAUCCGAGUGGCACAGAAGCUGCUACAGUUGCAGAACUUCAAUACACUCAUGGCGGUAGUGGGCGGCCUCAGCAACAGCUCCAUCUCUCGUCUCAAAGACACGCAGGCCCACAUCAGUGCAGAGACCAACAAGGUUUUUAACAACUUAAUUGAACUGGUGACAUCAUGUGGCAACUACAGUCAGUACCGCAAGCGUUUUUCUGAAUGCUCCGGCUUCCGGUUCCCAAUUCUUGGCGUGCACCUGAAAGACCUGAUAGCCGUGCAUGUGGCACUGCCAGACUGGGCCGACAAAGAGAAGACACGAGUCAACCUGGCAAAAACCCAGCAGCUGUACGCUAUCCUUCAAGAGCUGGCGCUCAUUCAGGCCACGCCACCUAACGUCGAUGCCAACACAGACCUGCUCAACUUACUUACAGUGUCUCUGGACCAAUACCACACAGAAGAGGAGAUCUAUCAGAUGUCUUUACAGAGGGAACCACGCAAGCCAGUGCAGAACUCCAGCCCUGCCCCCGCACCUGAUCCCAAGCCCAGUAUGAUUGAUGAGUGGGCCGUUUCGGUGAAGCCCAGCGCUGACCCCACGAUCAUCAAGAAACACAUAGAGAAGAUGGUGGAAUCAGUCUUCAAGAACUUUGACACAGAUGGCGAUGGCAAUAUCUCCAGGGAUGAAUUUGAAGCAAUCAGGAACAACUUUCCAUACCUCAGCAAGUUUGGAGAACUGGACAAGAACCAAGACGGGAAGAUCAGCAGGGAGGAGAUGAUAGACUACUUUAUGAAAGCCAGCUCUCUGCUGAACUGCAAGAUGGGUUUCAUCCACACUUUUACGGAGACCACCUAUGUCAAGCCCACGUUCUGUGAACACUGUGCUGGCUUUAUCUGGGGAUUUUACAAGCAAGGCUACAAAUGUAAAGCCUGCGGGGUCAACUGCCAUAAGGCCUGCCGAAGCCGGCUGGCUGUUGAGUGCCGGAAGAGGACCAAGAGCAUCAGCCAUGAAGCGCCGCCAGCUCUCCAGGCCAGAUCCUACAGCUUCCCUCCUCCUGCUAACACCCCACCCAGCCUGCAGAACACUGUAAUUGCUGAGGAGGAUAUAGAGGCAGUGGAGGAAGGAGUAUUUGAUGUCCAUCUAUAACCAGGAGUCUUGAACUGAAGAGCGGUUUUGAUGAACAGGCCGGUGACAGAUCUUGGCUCUUUUUUAGAAUCCCUCCUACGGUCGGUGUUCGAGAAGCCAAAUCAGCCCCUUUCGAGAGCGAGACGGAGAAUGUGCUACAGUGUGUCAGAUUUACAACCCGCAGCGCUGAGGAGAAAUCGCACUGAACACGAUCCAGGAUACCUACAUGCUGCCACACGGUGGACACACGCUGCAGCAGCACUCCUCUCUGCCCGACUCACAGGAAUGUGACGACCAGUGUGAACCGAAUGUCUCUGUAUGAUUUCUAUGAAAAAAAAAAAAGAUGCGCAUUUUGAUUCUGUGUCGGCCACGAGUGUUACUGUAAAAUACUUACUAAAUACUUACUCUUUCGCUCUCUCUAUAUAUCUAUAUCUAUAUAUAUUUAAAAGAAAAUCCACAAAAUUGUAUUUUCUUGGUGAAAUGUUCACGUCAGUGGAGUUUGUAAAUUUGAGCACACUGCAGAUUGGCGCAGUUGUCUUUUCUUUAAAACAUAAAAGAGGUGCUGUUAUUGCCAAGAAUGUAAAGCUGCCACCCAGACUAAGCUACAGUCUCCUUUAAGUGGGAAGCUCAACUUUUUUCCCCCCCUCUCCUCUUGUUUGUUGUUUUGAAAUACAUUUCAGCGGACCAAUAAUAGGACCAAUUUUGAUGUCAGAUAAAAUAUUUGUGGUGCCCGUAUGAAGUGGGAUGACAACGGCAGCUAAGGAAACAGCUGAAAGAACCGUGGCGACGGCUGUAAUUGGGAUGGACUUUAAUUAAUGUUCUGUUCUUCGUCACGUUUACCUGAAUAUCAGUAACUAUAGUUAUUGCGGUUGGUGUUAUUUUCAGUAUAGAGUACUGUCUUGUACCAGUGCAGUGACAGAUGACCCAUCCUCCUGCAGUACAGUGAAUGUAGCAGAAACAGGAAUGCUGCUGUCACAUGAAGAAGCCCAUUUUUCUUUCCCAGUAAAUGCGUUGAGAGCAUUAAAGAAAAAAUAAAUGAAAUAAUCAAAAGAACAAGAUUAGAACUGGAGCCGUUUUUAUUUGACAGCAGCUUCUAAAAACAUUUUCCUGAGAAGUUUCCAUGCAAGUUGUAUUUUCGCUGUUUAUAAUCUGCAUGCUUCUUCCUUCUUCCUCGUAUUCUCCUGACAGAUAUUUUUUUCUAUUUUUAAAUUUGUAAUUUUUUUUUUUUUACGUAGCACGCCAACUUUUCGUUUAUUUAGCAAGUAUGAUCUCUUGAAAUUCCACACAGAGGAUAUGUUUCUGUCUCUUGGUGCCUGUGGAGAGAUGACUUCAGACUUUGAGUGGCGUUUGCUUCAACUGCCAGUUUGUCGCUGAAUGAGGCUCCUCAGUUUGCUGGUAUUUAUUUUUUUGGUAAAAAAACAAAGAAAAAAACGAAUAUGCCUGUCCUGUGCCACUCCUUGCCUGACGAUUGGAUGUUUGCUGUUAUUCGGAACGAUGUCAUGCUAUUCCUCGUGGUCUGUUUCUACAUGAUUCCUCAGUAUUAAAUGCAGCAGGCAUCUUUCUAAUAUGUGUUCUUGUUAUGAGAUUCUGUGACUAAUAAUAAUAAUAAUGAUACUAACAGUAAAA